CAAACUGUCAUCAGUCGGUUAAUUCAUGACAACCCAUUGAUGACAGAAGCCUCCCUUCUUUCCUGUUUCUCUACUUACAUCGCUCGCUGGUUAUCGAGUCACGUGGUAACGGACCUGGAUUUUUGUUUCCUAGAUGUAAGUCAACUUUGUCAGUCUACAAACAGUAAACAUCUCACAAGGGGAGACAAUCUUGCUUGCCUGUUAAAAUCUUAAAAUGUUACAGUAAUCGAAACAUAGUAACGGGUUACAAAACUUUCUUAACAUACUUUAAAAUUCCUGAACAGUUUGUUUGCGUACGAUACAUUGUAACUGAUUGAAGUCUGGCAUCAGCAUUGCUAGAACAUUGCCUCGUAUCUUGUCUCCAAGCUUUUCUAUUUUUAACAACCCCAUGGCAUCGGGUGACACUAUGUGACUGUAUUGUAUUGUCUGACAGAUUGAAAACUAUGACACACAGACCAAGCUGAACAAUAGUAAAACAAUAUGAACAAAUUUCAGUUUAAUACACAUAUUUUUCUAAACUUAAAUUUCAAGGUGUUGAAGAGAUGUCCUUUCUCACUCACCUUGCAUUGGUGUUCUCACGCUGGUUUGUUUCUUUCUAUAUAGAAAACACGUGUUGUUUGCAACAGAUGUCUCGGAAAUGUUUCUGAAUUGUCAGUAAAACUUCCUUUUAAAAAGUUUAGUCACAUGGCAGUAGUUUCUUUAUGGUGUGCAUUGUUUCCAUGAUGGUGAAAAUGUCAGGCUGCGAUAUGAAACCUGUCUUAGGUCAAAACACAAAGGUUUGCUGCGCAGAAGUUGUCUUUCCCGAUGCAUAGACUUUUUACAUCAUGUGUUCGGGCAUAAUAUACUCUGUCUACAUCUGUCUUUGCUGUCUGCUGCUCCAGGCCUGUCAAUCAGCUCCUCAUCAUCAAUGAUAUCCUGAAAGAAAUGAGCGGAUUUUUUUGUCUUGUAUUGGUUACCAUGGUGACAUAUGGGAUCUGCGCUACGGAAAAAACGUGCGCGCACCUUGAAUUCCCAGGCUUCAGAGAGAACGAAACCGUCAGAAUAUUAGUUCACAGUGUCGUGAACGUGACCUUUCACCUCAACUCAUCUAACUGCACUUACUCUCCAGAGUGGUUCCGGCUGAAAGUGGAGUCUCCUGAGGAUGAAUUCAAUGUAGCAAUUUGCAGUAUUGUCUUUCAAGGGGGCACAUGCAACAUGAGAGAGCAGUCUGAGUACUGUAGAUGUCUACACACAAGAUCAGGACGUGUACACACGAGGUUGGACAGGUUAGGCCGUGUUGUGUACAUCUGGAGUCUGAGCGAUUCAAUCAGAUAUCAAGAUCAGAAGAAAAUGCAAAUCACCUUCAAUGUAGUGAAUUCUGACGGAAGCAGCGAUGAGCUUCUGACGACUCCUGCAAAAGAAACUGAAAGCAGAAGUGAAGGCAUCAAUGUGAACAUCAUUAUCUUGUACACCAGCUUUAUCACUGCAGCUGUCAUCAUCAUCCCCAUCGCCAUUAUCAUCAGCGUCUAUGUGUACAGACGCAGAAAAGCGAGGAUGUCUAGGCAAGCAGCAGAUGAUGGACGAAGACAAAUCCCGGACAUUUCACCCCAAUUUCAGGAGAACCGACCCCCGCCAGCGAAAGAUGAAGACGAAUACUCAGAAAUUGCAGAAGAAAUGGCUUCACGGGACUCCUCGCCUGCCACAGUUCAUGAAAAUUACGAGCAUCCCCUACAAGAGGAAGGUGAGGAUCAGUCUCACUACUCGCGGUUAGAGUAUAAAAGUCUGAGGCAAAAUGGCAACGGCAAUGAUAAAGAUGACAGCAACACCAAGAUGGGGGAUCUUUCUCCGUCAACCGUCGCUGUGAAAGAACAACAGACAGACACAAAGGUCACCGCGGAUGAAUACCUGGAACCUGUGCCUUCGUGUAAAGAAGCAGUAACCUAGCCUUCUUCUCUUCAACUUGUUGUUGUCUCAGUUACAUGGAAACCCUUCACGAGAGUGUGCUCUACGACUUAUUUCUCCGCUGGUUGGAAGCAUCGCAACCUACUGAGUCUUGUUGUGGACCAUGAUGUAGUUGUAAAAUGUGACUUCUGUCGUCAGUAGGCAUGUCCUCCGCAAGACCAGAGCAUAGUCCUCGAAGCCUUUUAUUCUAAUUACGGUACAUGCUCUCCCUUUCAUGCCUUACUCAUUAAUAGUUUCCUUCUGCCUUAGUAACAAAUCAGACAACAAGCAGGAUUGAUAAUGAAUAAUUGUUAUCUAGGUUUUGAAAGGGUUGAUGUUAUAAAGUUCGUGUGUAGAAUAUGAAUAAAUUGUGUGAUUCUUU
Pomacea canaliculata is the source of this 2302-nucleotide messenger RNA. RefSeq lists its product as uncharacterized. NCBI's taxonomy places the organism in Eukaryota, Metazoa, Mollusca, Gastropoda, Architaenioglossa, Ampullariidae. The transcript is spliced from 6 exons. Bases 925 to 1923 code for a protein of 332 amino acids. The record is from RefSeq and is a predicted model, not a curated record.